This is a messenger RNA of Amborella trichopoda, 2208 nucleotides long. It is a transcript of the gene NHD1, whose product is annotated as sodium:hydrogen antiporter 1. Gene Ontology annotation, biological process: transmembrane transport; sodium ion transport. Gene Ontology annotation, molecular function: antiporter activity. NCBI's taxonomy places the organism in Eukaryota, Viridiplantae, Streptophyta, Magnoliopsida, Amborellales, Amborellaceae. Gene Ontology annotation, cellular component: membrane. The record is from RefSeq and is a predicted model, not a curated record.
AGACCCCUCUGCAAUUCCUUUCCAUUUGAUUAUACCACCUGUCCAACAGUUCACGGCUACUGGCGAUUGAUUUCCAUUAUUCCAUUACUUUCUCUUUCUCUCUCCUCUGAGAUUGUAUCCCUUCAUAGUUUCUCAAGGAUUGCUUGCGUUCACUCUGUGUCAGUAAUUUGUGAGUAUGGCAUCCUUCUUCCUAAACUCCCACCUCUGCUGCACCAUGCGACAUCCUUCUCCUUCUGUUCUAUGUGAUAACGGCCGCAGCGCUCUAUUAUUUGAGGGGCGUUUGCCUUUUGAAUUUUCUCACUCUCAGUCUCAUUGGAUGGAAAAGAGGAGGAUGAUGAAGCGUGGAGGGUUCCUCCUUGUUCAAUCCAUGGAGGAGAAACCCAAGUUCGGUAGUCCUCCUGACCUCCCAUCCACCUCCGGCGAUUACCAGGAACUCAUGCAGAGACCUGGCACUUGUGAUCCAUUGUGUUCAGUUGAUGAAAUGAGCUCAUUGGAGUUUGAAGCUAAUUACCAGCCAAAGACUGAUUUGUUGAAGGCGUUCGCCAUUUUGGCUGCAGCUGGAGUGGGAGCAGUUGCACUUAAUCACUCUUGGGUAGCUGCUAAUCAGGAUCUUGCCAUGGCACUGGUAUUUGCAUUAGGGUAUGCAGGAAUAAUAUUCGAAGAGUCUUUAGCAUUCAACAAAAGUGGUGUUGGACUUCUGAUGGCUGUUUGCUUAUGGGUUAUACGAAGCAUUGGGGCUCCUUCAACAGAUAUAGCUGUAAAUGAACUGACUCAUGCUUCUGCCGAAGUCAGUGAAAUUGUAUUUUUCUUGCUUGGUGCAAUGACCAUAGUUGAGAUAGUUGAUGCCCAUCAAGGGUUCAAGCUGGUUACAGAUAAUAUCACCACUCGGAAACCACGUACGCUCCUUUGGGUGGUUAGUUUUGUCACAUUUUUUCUCAGUGCAAUCCUCGACAAUUUGACAACCACGAUUGUGAUGGUGUCAUUAUUGCGGAAACUUUUACCUCCAUCUGAAUACAGGAAAUUUCUUGGAGCUGUUGUUGUGAUAGCAGCGAAUGCUGGUGGGGCUUGGACUCCAAUUGGUGAUGUUACAACAACGAUGUUAUGGAUACAUGGUCAAAUCUCAACGGUGCAAACAAUACAGAAUCUGUUUAUACCUGCAGUAGUUUCUUUGGCUGUCCCUCUGGCCCUUAUGUCUCUUACCAGUGAAGUUGAUGGUAAGGGACAGGAAUCUCCUGAUGUUUUGGCAUCAGAGCAAAUGGCCCCUAGAGGGCAGCUUGUUUUUGGUGUUGGAAUUGGUGCAUUAUUGUUUGUUCCCAUAUUCAAGGCUAUAACAGGUCUUCCUCCUUACAUGGGUAUACUACUAGGACUCGGAGUCCUUUGGAUCUUGACUGAUGCAAUUCAUUAUGGGGAAUCUGAAAGGCAAACGUUGAAAGUACCACAAGCUUUAUCCCGGAUCGAUACACAAGGAGUUCUUUUUUUUCUUGGAAUUCUACUCUCUGUGAGCAGCCUUGAGGCUGCCGGGAUCCUGAGAGAAUUGGCCAACUAUCUGGAUGCCCACAUACCAAAUGUAGUACUGAUCACAAGUGCCAUCGGUGUUGUAUCGGCAGUGAUUGACAAUGUCCCAUUGGUUGCUGCCACUAUGGGAAUGUACCACCUCUCUUCUUUCCCAAUGGAUGCUGAGUUUUGGCAGCUCAUUGCUUACUGUGCGGGUACGGGGGGGUCCAUGCUCAUAAUUGGCUCGGCAGCUGGUGUAGCAUUUAUGGGAAUGGAGAAGGUUGAUUUCUUUUGGUAUCUAAGGAAGGUGAGCGGGUUUGCUUUUGCAGGGUAUACUGCUGGGAUUGUGGCGUAUUUAGUGGCACAUAACUUCCAUGACUCUAUCCAAACAACCCUAGCUCAAGUCCCAUUCUUGCCUAGCUCAUAAAGUUUGUGCUUAAACUUAGGCAAUAAAUAUGCAGAACGAGCAGUGACCACAGUUACAAGUGUGAAAGGCGCUACUGGAAGGAAAUGACAUUCAGAAAACGGAAGACAAAUUUGGGUGUAACGUCUCCCUUAAUAGAGAGGGAGAGAGAGAGAAUAAAUGCACAGGUAUUUUAAGAGAGAGUACAUGCACCUGUAGUUUGUUGUAUCUAGUAUAAAAGAUGGGAAAAGUUUAUAUAGCCGAGGCUCUAAACAAUCAAAUUUGAGCCUACUUCAAAAAUUCCACUAGAA